AUGCCGGAAGGACAAGGUACGCUGCGACCACGGAAUCCCCGUGUGCUCGCGCUGCUUCCAACGGGAUACGGCAACACGAUGCUUCUAUCAUCCUGCACCUUUGACGCGCAAGCCGGAGAGAAAAGACCCGAGAAUGAGCCUUUCAGAUGGUGGAAAUGCACAGGAGUGAGUGAUACUCUGCAACCUGGGUCAAUGCUGCUCAAUGACGGUGAAACAAGGCUACAGGACCAAGAAGAAGCCACGACAGACGUGAUCGCGGUCGAAGGACUGAAUCGAGAACCGUCGCCCUUCAAAGCGUCUGCGUGUAACCCUGAAAUUGAGACACCGCUUCCUGCAGGGAAUCUGGGACCGACCAGUUUUCUCGAUGCGUUUGCAGAGACUCGGGAUACCGACAAGCAGCCGCCUACGGCCACCCAGACCGAGGCCGCAGAGGCACUGCCCGCCUACUGGGCACACAAAGUAGCCGAGAUUCUCCGCUGGCUGAAGGAACUGCCCAUUAUCGAGCACUUGGUGCAUGAGUAUUACCGACUCAGCCAGUCCGCCGCCAUACCCGCCCCGUUUAUCCUGAACGCACUAGCCUCCUUGUUAGGGGACACUGCUUCAGCCACGUCCGUUCUCCACAUCACCAGCAAGCGCUUCGUGAUUCCACCGACAACAGAGGGUAGUGGAUUUCAUGAGUUAUUCACCGGUCGCCAUCUUCGACUCGAGAUCAUCGCCGUUAUUGGUGCCCUCGCCGGCAAAGCUAGCUGCUUCGCGCUGGCUCACGGCAAGGUGUCCAGACAUUUCGGCCCAGACUACCAGGUCCGUUUCCCUCGGAGAAUGAUGACGAUGUGUGAGACGGUCCUCGAGGUCUGUCGGCUCCUUACACCGACCAAUGAUUUGACACUGACGAAUGGAUUCUGCACUGGCUCUACAACAUGGCACCGACUCGGCGAACUCUCCACCACCCUCUUCGAGCUCGGUCUCCACCGCGAAUCCAACGAUCUCCCCAUCUUCCUCGCCGAAACUCGACGACGCAUAUUCGCCGCCGCGUACCAGCUCGACAAGACGACGCUGGACGAUAGCGGAUGGAGCCUCCAAGAGCCCCCGGUAUUCCAGCGAGCAUCGUGGAUCCGCGUACGGUUCGAGCUCGGCACCCUCCGCGAGGAGAUUCUCGAAUUGUCUCUCCGCCCACCCAGCGCCGACACCGCCGCACACUUAAGAGACAUCUCCCUCCGCUCCGAACAAACCUGGUCCUCCCUGCCGAAACACCUACGAUCCUCUGCAGCUGCAUGGAGGGAACCGGGCAGCCUCUCCGUGAGCGCGCGCCUCAUGCUAACAGUCGCCCACCUGGCGCACCUAUACGACGAUUGCCUCGUGCAGAGGCUGCUUUUACGCGAAGACAGUCAAGCACAGGGUGCACUGCUGAAGGUCAGCGCGCAAAUCCUCUCGACGGUGUUGACGCUAGGAACAUACGGGGAGGCCGCCACGAUCCUCCUCUAUGGCUUCCCCAGCGCCAGUGUGCUAGUGAAAGCACUGCAGACUCAGAGCCGAACGGGCCAACCGCUUCCUUAUGCCGGAUCGCGAGCGGCGCUGAUCCGCGACCUCAGCGUCUUCCUGUCACAUCUGGAAUCCAUCGCGAAGACAGACAAAGUGCAUGGACUUCUGUGUGAGCGGACGAGCAAAGCACUCUUGCAGAUUUUGGAUGAGGUGUUGGAAUCAGGCCUGUCAUGCGCGCCGUUCGCUCCCUCGGAACUAGGUGAUUUGUCGGGUUUGGUGUCCGAUGAUUUGGGCUUACUUGGGGACGAGAUGAACUUUUGGGGAGGCGUGGAGCCGGGGAUUUACCGACUCCAAUCUCCUGCUAUCGUGGACUACGAUAUUUGCUAG
Molecule: messenger RNA, 1866 nt
Organism: Aspergillus aculeatus ATCC 16872
Lineage: Eukaryota; Fungi; Ascomycota; Eurotiomycetes; Eurotiales; Aspergillaceae
Product: fungal specific transcription factor domain-containing protein
Exons: 6
Coding region: 1-1866 (621 amino acids)
Source: RefSeq, a predicted model, not a curated record